AUGGAGCGCGCUUCUUUCUCCAAAUACUCCUGGAUCGACUUCGCCUUCUCGGUGGUCGGGGUGUGCACCUUCCUGGUGGACUGGGGCUCCGACGUGUGGGUCGCCACCGAGUUCUACCGCCGCGGGGAGCUGGUGUGGUUCGGGCUCCUGCUCGGCCUCAUGCUGCUCUCCUCCGUCGUGGUCCAGAUGUUCAGCUGGUUCUGGUUCCGGUACGACCGGGAACUGCCGGGCUUCGGGACUCAGGCCGGGGCGGGGACGGUGCUGUUCGGGGACCGCGCGGAGCUGUUCUGCCUGCUGCAUGUGCUGCAGCUGGGCUUCCUGUGCAGGCACAUCUCGGCCAUCCGUCAAGGCUUCAGGGUUUGGUGGAGGAAGCAGGAAGGAUCAGAGUACGCCGUUUACCUGACCCACGAUCUGAGCAUGCUCCGUCUGAUCGAGACCUUCUGUGAGAGCGCUCCUCAGCUCACCCUGAUGAUCUACGUCAUGCUGAGGACCAACAAGGCCCGGACCGUUCAGUUUGUGAGCAUCGCGGCGUCCACCACAUCCAUCGCCUGGAUGGUGGUGGACUACCACCGCUCGCUGCGCUCCUUCCUCCCGGACAAGGCCAAGCAGGGCUGGGGCUCGUCUCUCGUCUACUUCCUGUGGAACCUGCUGCUCAUCGCGCCCCGGGUGGCGGCGCUCGCCCUCUUCUCCUCGGUGCUGCCCGGCUACGUGGCCGCCCACUUCCUGCUGCUGUGGCCAGUCUUCGUUCUGUGGGUGUGGAAGCAGGGGACGGACUUCAUGGACAGCACCGGUGGCGAGUGGCUGUACCGGGCCACCGUGGGCCUCAUCUGGUACUUCAGCUGGUUCAACGUGGCCGAGGGCCACACCAGAGGGCGGAGCUUCAUUUACCACGCGUUCAUGACAGUGGACGGCGGCCUGCUGCUGGGGACGUGGUGGUUCUACCGCGACCCGGUCCAGACGGAGGCAUACGGCCUGGCGCUGCUGCUGGCGCUGCCGCUCACCUCCCUGCUGGGGCUGCUCUUCAAGUCGCUGUACUACUGCUGCUUCCACCCCCGACUGUGGAGGCCGCCGCUCAGGGAGCCGGCGCCGCCCGACGACCUGCCGGACGCCCAGGUGGCCUCCAGAGACUUCUCCAUCCAGGACGACCCGCUGUCCGCACAGAUCCUCAACAGGCGCAUGGCCCGCCACGCCGCCCGCUUCUACAGGGACCCAGGAGGAGGAGGAGGGAACUCUGACGGAACCAACGGAACCGAGACGUCGCCACUGUGACCCAGAUCAGUGUGAUGUGAUGCUACAUGGUCCCGUGUGUGGCGGUGACGGCUUGUUGUUGGUCUGCAGACACCAGAAAAUGGUGAAAGUGUUUCCCAGAACCAGAAAUCUGAGUCAUUUUCUAAAAGCAAACUCAUCAUUUUGUCUCGUAUUUGCUGUUUCUCUCAGUCCUUGAUUAUUUACUUGAUUUCUAGUCGAUGUAAAGACGCCGUCGGGGCUUUUUUCAUCACUUGGACGUUUAUGACAAAGUUUAUUUUCAUUAUCAAUUAAUCUGAUAAUUAUUUUCCCCUCAAAAUUGGUUCAUUUUUUGGUUCAUAAAAUGAAAAAAAAAGAGAAGAAGAAGAAGAAGAAGAGGCCAGUUUUAAACCAAAAACACCAAAUUUAACAACAAAUAAAUGUUCUUGAUCAUUUAUUUGGUAAAUGAAACUAAACCUCAUUAGAGCUGCAGCUUACAAUUAUUGCCAUCAAUGAUGAAUCUAGUGGUUAUUUUCUUGAAUUGUUUGUUCUAUAAAAUGUCAGAAAAUUGUGAAAAUACCCAAAUUAAAUUUGUUUUUGACGCCUGUAUUCGCUGCUCUCAGUCCUCGAUGAACAUAUUCUAUCUCUGGUUGAUGUGAAGGAGCCACUGGAGCUUUUUUCAUCACUUUCUGGCAUUUUUUAGACAAAAUGAACUCAAUCUGAUGAUUAUUGUCACGACCAUUUAAUCUGUCAAUUAUUUCUACCAGAAAAUUGGCUCAUAAAAUCCCCAAAAAGACAUUUUUAAAGCAAAAAACACCAAAAUGAAUCAGCUUUGAUGCUUACAUUGUGUCUCGUUUUAGUCCUUUAUGGAUUAAUUCAGCAUUAGAGCUGAAACGACCAUUUUCUUGAUUAUUUAUUUGGUAAACAAAACUAAACCUCAUUAGUUCUAUAAAAUGUAAUUGGUUUGGACGCGUUUUUCUCAGUCCUGUGUGAACAUCUUUGGGUUUCGGUCGAUGUGAAGGAGCCAUUCUGCCCAUUUUUCAGUAUUUCCUGAAGCUUUAUACACAAACGUAGAUUCAGCUGAUGAUUAAACUUUGGACUGAAUCUAUCAUUUUGCUGUUACAGUGAAGAAAGAACAAUCUGAAAAAACUAUUUACACGUAAGAAACUUCAACCAGAACAUAUAGAUUUUUACAAAAUACUUGAACUGAUGAAUUGAUAAUCAGAAUAGCUGUUGAUUAAUCAACAGUGAAGCAACUGAGCCAUCCGUCUCUAUUGACUGUUAAUUUUGCAGCAGUUUUAAGUUUAAUGUGCUUAAAGCCAAAAUACUGUUUCAAAACCAGCUCAAUAAGCAAAAAACAGAUACAAGGAUGAAUUAAUUUCCGCUUUAUGUUUUAUUUUACAUUUAAUGAAGGAGGGAAUUCCUGGAAAACUUGCUGAAAACUGCCAAGAAUUUAGGUUUUUACCUCAAUUGGCAGAUGAAAUACCUGAAAAAUGCACGUAUUUAGUCGUAUUAAUGCAAAAAAUAACACGACUCCUGCUUAAAUGAGUCCAGUAGAUCCACAUCAUGGUGGUGUUUGUCUGCUCUGUGUGAAACUGGGAGAGUUUAGCUGAUUUCUAAACUUUGGUGCUUUUUCUAUGAAGCAAUUUGUAUUUUGUUAUUUUAGAUAUGUAGGUAUAUUUUUACAUGUUGAAAUACUGUUUUUUUUUAGAUGUAUGUCUCACAGGUCGCUGCUUUUAUUUCAAAAAUACAAACACGCAACCUCGUUUUUUAUAGUUACUGAUAAUAAAAAAAAUAAAAAGCUGCAUAUUUUGGACACCAGCUGUUAAAUGGUUUAAUAAGCUCAAGAGGUUUGGAAAUCUUUUCUAAAUGGAAAUUAAUCAAUAAAAAUGAGUUUCUGAGGCUUUUUAUGUGACAGUAAAGUUUCUAAAUGUUGUGUUCUUGUGGAUUCGAAGCUGCUGAACCUGGACACUGAAUGUAAAUUUAACAACAAGUUUGUGUUUUUUCUCAUUUCUUUUUUCUGUCAACUGCUGUUUUUAGACCACGAGGUGAUAUUUACUUCUUAUUUAUGGGGUAAAACUCUGGUCAGCGUUCGUUUAAAUGUCCCACGAGUCCAACAUCUGCGUCGGCUUGGUUCCAGGUUCUUCUCCACCUCUUGGGCUCGUUGUUUUACAUGUUGAACCCGAUUCAGUUGUUUUUCUGCCGAGGCUCUCGACUGUUGUCAAACCUUUUACCUCAUCUGCUCCGUGCAAUUAUUAAAGUGGGAAUGUUGCUCA
Molecule: messenger RNA, 3500 nt
Organism: Stegastes partitus (bicolor damselfish)
Lineage: Eukaryota; Metazoa; Chordata; Actinopteri; Pomacentridae
Gene: xkr8.3
Product: XK related 8, tandem duplicate 3
Exons: 3
Coding region: 1-1269 (422 amino acids)
Biological process (GO): engulfment of apoptotic cell; apoptotic process involved in development; phosphatidylserine exposure on apoptotic cell surface
Cellular component (GO): plasma membrane
Source: RefSeq, a predicted model, not a curated record